Erythranthe guttata (spotted monkey flower) is the source of this 1125-nucleotide messenger RNA. The record is from RefSeq and is a predicted model, not a curated record. NCBI's taxonomy places the organism in Eukaryota, Viridiplantae, Streptophyta, Magnoliopsida, Lamiales, Phrymaceae.
CAGGGAAGAAAAAUAAUAUAAAGGGCAGCCCUGUUAUUUUCUCUCGUAUAAAUACGGAAAACACACACGUCCCAAUAGGUGUGCGACGGUUUUGCUUUCUUCCUGCUCUCUUUCAUUUUCCCCUAACCUCUCUGCCGUAAAGGUACGAUCAUCUUCUUCGUCUUCUUCGAUGCUUUUUAUUUCUUUGUAAAUGUAUAUCACCUUCUAUUUCUCUUCUGCAUUCUGUAUUAUUUCAAUUUUUUUUUUAUUUUUUCUGGUUCAAAAUUCUAAUGUUGCCUUUGUUUUCUCCUUUUUUUUGGGGAUUUGCAUACGCUGCGGUUUAGGUGAAAGAAGAAUUGAGGUUUUUGGAUUUCAUCGUGAUCAGUGAGAGAGGAUUGGAUUGACACAAUGGGAAGGCUAUUUCUGAUUCAUUUAGAAGGGUACAAGUAUUCUUGCAAGCACUGCAAAACGCAUCUCGCUCUCUUCGACGACAUUAUUUCUAAGUCUUUCCACUGCAGGAAUGGCAAGGCCUAUCUCUUUGAUAAUGCAAAAACUCGAUGGAUAUUUUGUGUGAAUGUUACUGUUGGGGAGAAAGAAGAGCGGAUGAUGAUGACUGGAAUGCACAUUGUCGUUGACAUAUUCUGCGUUGGCUGUGGCUCUAUUGUCGGAUGGAGAUAUGAAGCUGCUCAUGAGAAGAGCCAAAAAUAUAAAGUAGGAAAAUAUAUCCUUGAGAGGUUUAAAGUGUUGGGUCCUGAUGGAAGCAGCUAUUCUCCUACUCUAGAUAAUCCCCAGAUGUCUGGAAGUGAUGCCGAUGACAUGUGAAUAAAUUCGGGAGUUUCUGAUGAUUAAUCAAACUGGUUCGAACUGUACAUUCUUGAACUGCAGUGUCUUGAUUCCUUUUUGCCUGCUAAUUUCAAAUUAGUAGAUAUGAACAUAGUUAACUAGUGACCGGUUCUGCUCCAGAUGAAUUUUUGAGUGCCCAACAUUUGUGGCGUCGAAUUAAACGAGCUCUAGAAAAUUGGCUCUUUGGUACUGCUAUGCUUGAUACAACCUCGGGUGAAACUCUCGAAAUUUUGGGUUUUUUUUUGAGGUUAUGUUUGGAAUUUGGAUGACCACUACCAUUUAAAUGAAGUCUUUGUUUAGGAG